AUGGCUACACGACCUGGAGAGGAUCUGGCAGCUACCCUCUUUGCAGAUGUACAUUACUACUACGGUCCUCCAAAUGCGAAACCUCCCCAUCAUCGAUUCGAUAAGAGUUCAUAUAUUUAUCUGUUUGAAAAUGCUUCUCAGCGGAGGGCGAGAAUAGAGGUUGCCAACAAUGCAGGAACACCGGAGCAGGAUGCGUUCAAUGGCUAUCUGGAUAAUGCGCAUGUCCACUACUCGUACAAGCAUUCCACUCUUGUCACCGUAACGGUCGAUGGAACUGGUCAACCAAGUGCUGUUCAAAAUACUCAAGAAUGGCAUCUGCCAACUUUCGAUCCUCGAAACGAGAACAAAUAUAUGUAUAGGCUUCAUACAGUGGACUUGUACUUCUGGGCCAAGGAAGAUGCGAUUGUGUUUGUGAAUGGUAUCAGAAGAGUCUUGCCUCCACAACAAAUUACAGUUCAGGAUGAACCUACGGCGCCCCCACCUCACCAAGAGGAAAUGAGCCCAGUGGUCCAGCAAUUGGAGAAUAUUGCAAUCUCCGAUCCUUCAUAUCAACAAGGACGUACUCGAGAUUCCCGAACAACAAGUUCUUCCGUGUCAGGUCCACCAAUAUCAGCCACUCCUCAGGGCCAGGAAGCUUCAAACUUCGCGUCAAUGGCCUACAACCCCGCAGCACCCGCAGCCCCAGAAGCUAUUCGUCAUAGGGAGAAGACUCCUCCACCAGAAGAUGGAGCAGGCAAUCCUCUCAUGGCAGCCGCAACAACAGACCAAGGCCAAGCCUUUGGCGCCCCUCCCUACGGCCAACAAGGCUUCUCAGGCCCACCCGGACAACCCGGUCCUUACUUCCCCAGCGCGCUCUCAGGCCCAGCACCACCCUCUCAAUUCGCCCAGCAACAGCAAACCCAACCAGGACCCCAAUCGCCCUUCGCUCAACACUUCCAGAACACAUUCGCGCCGCCUCCUACUGCGGACACAAGAAAUGCUCCCUACGCACAACCACCACCCAGCGCCCCUCCAGCCUAUCAAGCCCAUAUCCCGGUAACCCAGCAAUUUGCCCAAUACCCCGGUUCCCCAGGUCUCUCAUCCCCAGGAAUGAACACUCCCGGUAUUUACUCACCCGGCCUCACUUCUCCAAACGCGCAAUUCAUGCCAGCGCAAGAUCCCGUGCCAGGGAUAUCGCACUCGGUUACGGCGCCUCCGGGAGGGUUUUCGCAGUAUAAUUAUCAGCAGACGAGUAAUACGAAGCCGUUGAUGACGGAUUACAGUAUUCAUCAGCAAGUUUAUAGGCCGACGGACACGGAAGCGAAGGGGCAUAGUAAGGGGAAGGAGUUGGCGCCGCCGAGGGGCAAGUUGGAGGCUGGGGCGGGGAGUUUGGAGAGGAGUGUUACGGGGUUGUUGAAGAAGUUGGAGAAGAAGAUUGGGUAG
Molecule: messenger RNA, 1422 nt
Organism: Mollisia scopiformis
Lineage: Eukaryota; Fungi; Ascomycota; Leotiomycetes; Helotiales; Mollisiaceae
Exons: 3
Coding region: 1-1422 (473 amino acids)
Source: RefSeq, a predicted model, not a curated record